GAGGCACAGCAAUAAAAACGCUGGGAGUUAGGAGAAGGAAUAGUUUGUUUGGUUUGUGUCUCUAGGGUUUGCACACUUGUGUGCAUCAGUCAGAGAGCAGGCGCUGGAUAGAACAGGAUGCUGCAUGUCAUAUGAUUACUGAUCCAUAGACAGCAACUAUACAACUGGCCAUUCAAGCACAGGCAGCCCCACUCUCCUGCCACUGUGGAAUCUUCAGCUGCUCCCUCCACAACAGAUUCCUAAUUCAUCCUUCUCUUUCAGACAAGAAUACCACAGAUUGGGUAACUGCUACAUAGUACCACGUGAUUAACAUACUAAUCUGCCUGCAGAAAAGAAUGACUGCCUUAUGUCUAGCUUCCCUUGAUCACCUAUGAAUGGACCAGUUCAUCUGCUGCAGCUCAACACAUUGGAGAGGGGAUGGUAACAGAAAGCAAUGAACACAAUCCCUGUAAUAUAAUCACCUAGUCCUGAGUGUGGGCAGAAGAUGCAUGCUGUUCUCUCACUGUUUGCCACAAUCAUGAUCGCUACAAGCAUUGGCACAGUAGGAGCCAAUGCCCUGCUCUUGGUAUUAUUUGCGUCUCACCUGAAGCUACGAACGGACACGUGGGCUCUCACACUAAACCUCAGCAUCUGUGACUUGAUUUUCGGAAUGUGUGUUGUUCCGAUUGCAAUCUACAACAGCCUGUUCCAAGGAGGGAUUUUCGCUGAAGGAGGCAUUGCAUGUCAGCUGCUAGGAUUCCUGUUUGUCUUACUCCAGUUGGCUUCCUUGAACUCUCUGGUGUGGGCUACCAUUGACAAGUUCGCAGAAAUUGGCUUUCCGCUGCGAUAUGCCCAGCUUAUUACUAAAAAGCGGAUCAUGUUUAUCCUGGCAAUCUUGUGGAUUUAUGCCAUUGUUGUGGCUGCCCUCCCAUUCAUGGGUUUUGGAGUGUAUAGCUUCAACAAAGAUGUCUAUAUGUGCUUGCCAGCAUUCGGGCCUUCAACCACAGCAUACAGUGUAUUGUUCCUGACUGUGGGAGUUCUUGUCCCAAUAACAGGGAUAAGCAUUCUCUAUCUCUCUAUUAUUCACAUCGCCAGGUAUCAAGCAAAAAGGGGGACCUUCGUAUGUAACGAUCAGCACUGCUAUUAUGUACCCAUUCGCUCUUACUUCAGGAAUACGCUUGUCCUCAUUGUAUCCGCAUUUUAUUUGCUGGUGUGUUGGUUACCAUCAGUCAUAAUUAGCUUCUAUGAAACAUUUUACACUUCAAAUGUUCCAGUGAUUGCAAAAAUGGUUUCCAUUUGGCUUGUGGUGCUGACAUCAACAUUAAAUCCCUGGAUCAAUUCACUGGCUCAAAGGAACUACAGGAGAGCUCUACGGGAAGGCUGGAGGAAGCUAAAAAGAAUAUUCGAAAGCCUCGGCUCCAGCUCUGAGCGACAGAAUGACAAUAAUGAGAGGCAUUUAAAUACCCAGUCACAGCAGUGUCUGCCCGGGCAUAACACACAGACACUGACACAAACAUGACUGCAGAAGGCAAUGACUCAGGACAAGUAGAAUACUAAAUCUGGAGGUCAGAGAAAUGAAAAAGCAUAUUGACCCAACGCCAGUAAUACGAGAACAGUUCUAAACUGCUCAAAAACGUUUCGGAUAAAGCCAACUGUUGGUCAUUGCAGACCAUGGAAAACAUUCCAGAAGAGACAGAAGUCGUGGGAAAAACAUGGCUUCCAAUAGUUAGACAUAUGCAGGGCAGAAUGAAAUGCAGGAAAUGAUGUUUAGCUACAAACGAACCUUACGGCAAAUCUCACUUGUGCAGUUCUUUAAACUGUUGUAUACAAUUGUAUGUUUCAUUGUUUAGAUGUUUUUCUCUUGGGCUAAAAAAAAAGGUCUGAAUUUUUUUUUACUUGCAUAUACUAUGUAUAUUAAUAUUUAUUGAGUGCCUCAGAGGGCAGCUAGCCCCAUUUGUGUUCAAUAAGCUGUAUCAUAAUGUGGCAAUGGGCAUACAAGUGCAAAGCAUUAAUAAAGAAAAUGAUGAUAAACUGUGAAACUUA
Xenopus tropicalis (tropical clawed frog) is the source of this 2022-nucleotide messenger RNA. Its product is annotated as rhodopsin, GQ-coupled b. The record is from RefSeq and is a predicted model, not a curated record. Gene Ontology annotation, cellular component: membrane; plasma membrane. The transcript has 5 exons. Lineage: Eukaryota; Metazoa; Chordata; Amphibia; Anura; Pipidae. Gene Ontology annotation, molecular function: G protein-coupled receptor activity. Gene Ontology annotation, biological process: G protein-coupled receptor signaling pathway; detection of visible light; signal transduction. The coding region runs from base 485 to 1498 and encodes 337 amino acids.